Messenger RNA from Alexandromys fortis (reed vole), 1724 nucleotides. It is a transcript of the gene Dipk2b, whose product is annotated as divergent protein kinase domain 2B. The transcript has 5 exons. NCBI's taxonomy places the organism in Eukaryota, Metazoa, Chordata, Mammalia, Rodentia, Cricetidae. Bases 114 to 1418 code for a protein of 434 amino acids. The record is from RefSeq and is a predicted model, not a curated record.
UAGGGUCAGCAUCCUGCGGCCAGUUGCUUUUGACAGUUUCCUUUCUGGUCAAGCCUGGUCUCUGUGCUGCUGACUGUUCCUCUCACCACCGCAGCUGCAGCGCAGAAAGCGGGAUGGAGCCCCUAGCUGGAGCUGACACUGCCACCUUCCACCAGCGCUGGCCAGCCCGGCUGCUGCUGUGGGUCUCAACCCUGAGCUGUUCUUUCUCCUCACCAGCUUCUCUCCCUCCGUCCCUGGUACCCCGAGUCAGAAGCAGCUACACUCUGGAAAGGACGUUCCUCGGUCUUGAUAAAUGCAAUGCCUGCAUCGGGACAUCCAUUUGUAAGAAGUUCUUUAAAGAAGAAAUAAGCUUUGACAACUUGAUGACUUCCCUCCUGAGACUGCCUCCUCAGGACUUGCCUUCUUAUGCUGCAAAUUACUCAGAUGAUUCGAAAACCUGGCGCCCUGUGGAGGUCUCUCGGUUGGUCAGCAAGUACCAAAGCGAGAUCUCUGACAGGAGAAUAUGUGCCUCUGCAUCAGCUCCGAAAACCUGCAGCAUUGAGCGCAUCCUGCGAAAAACAGGGAGGUUCCAGAAAUGGCUGCAGGCCAAGCGACUCACACCUGACCUAGUGCAGGGCCUGCCCAGUCCCUUCCUGCGCUGCCCUUCCCAAAGACUCUUGGAUCGUGUGGUUCGACGCUAUGCUGAAGUGGUUGACGCUGGCAGCAUCUUCAUGGACCACUUCACCGACCGUGACAAGCUGCGUCUCCUCUACACACUGGCUGUCAAUGCACACCCCAUCAUUCUGCAGAUCUUCCCGGGGGCAGAGGGCUGGCCACUGCCCAAGUACCUGGGCUCCUGUGGUAGAUUCCUGAUCAGUACCAGCACCAGACCACUGCAAGAAUUUUACGAUGCACCCCCAGAGCAAGCUGCUGACCUUGCCUACCAACUCCUUGGGGUCCUGGAGUCCCUGAGGAGCAAUGAUUUGAACUAUUUCUUCUACUUCACCCAUGUUGAUGCAAACAUGUUUGGCAUCUUUGACAAUGGGCAUCUGUUCAUCCGGGAUGCCAGUGCACUAGGUGUCAUCGACAAGCAGGAAGGCAGCCAAGCAGCUUCCGGGACUGGAGAGAAUGAAGACAUUUUUAGCUGCCUGGUGUCUGACUGCACGGUCCAGCUGUCCUCCUGUGACACUGUCCCUGAGAAGCAAAACCUGGUGCUGGUGUGUCAGCAAUUGCUACCUCGACUUCUCCAGGGAAAGUUUCCUUCCCCUGUGCAAGAGAAAAUAGACUCUGCUCUCAGUCUGUGUAGCAAGAAUGCCAGCACAGACACGGAAGUUUUAGGGGCCACCAACCUACUGAAGGACAUCUUGAGACCACUGAGAACCUGUGACCCUAGAUUUGCCUACCGCUACCCAGACUGCAAGUAUAACGACAAGUUCUGAGUGACUGGGGCCUAACUAGCUUGAAGGGACAAUCCACAAGCUCUUCCAUGCCCAUGGAUGAGUUGACACCAAGUUAGAAGAAGCAAUUUUAGUUUAAAUAUUUAAGUACAUUCCUUUCCUAAGAAACACUCAAAACUAGUGAAAGAAACUCGUCUAACGUGCUUGCCUUCAAGUCCUCUAAAAGACAAGUGUCAAAACAUGAGCUUUCUUAGAGAGGACAUGCUAUGGGGUAGGUAAACAGGCAAAGGCUGACAGGCAAACUCGUGCUGCACUCUGACCCACCAGCAAAAAAAAAAAAAAAAAAAA